AACCAAAACUAAACUUAGUCUAUGCCAAUGGAGACUCUGCUUAGAAUUCUGGUAUUACUCUGUGCUUGUGUAAAUUUUUAAGACUUGUUGAGGUGCAGAAUAUUUGUGAAAUUAAUAUUAACAAAAGGGUUUAAUAAAUGGAUAUGGAAAUUCCACAGUCUUGCGACACAUUUGUCGUUUUACCACCGCUAACUAAGCAUGGAGUGGUAUUUGGAAAGAAUUCGGAUAGACCCCAAAACGAAAUCCAGGAAGUAGUGUUCUAUCCUGCUAGUGAAAGUUCAACUUCAACUAAAUGUACUUAUAUAGAAAUUGAUGCAGUUAAAGAAACAAAAGCAGUCAUUUUGAGUAAGCCAAACUGGAUGUGGGGCGCAGAAAUGGGAGCCAAUGAAUGUGGAGUUGCUGUAGGAAAUGAAGCCAUUUGGACAAAUGAUAAUGAUGGAGAACAUGAUCCCCAUGUUAAACGUUUGUUGGGGAUGGAUUUAGUUAGGUUAGCUUUAGAACGCAGUUCUACAGCUGAUGAAGCCCUUGAAAUUAUAACCAAAUUGCUAGAAAAAUAUGGUCAAGGUGGACCAUGUUCUAGUACUGAUUUGCAUUUUACAUAUCACAAUUCAUUCUUAAUAGCUGAUCCUAAUGGAGCUUGGGUUUUGGAAACAUCUGGUAAACAUUGGGCUGCUGAGAAAAUUACCAGUGGGUACAGGAACAUUUCCAAUGUAUUAUCUAUUACUACUAAAAUUGAUAAAAAAUCUGAUGGUUUAGAAGAAUAUGCAAAAUUAAAAUCUUUAUGGAAUGGAGAGGGCGAAUUUAAUUUCUGUGAAGUUUUUUCGGGGGAGAAAAAACCUGGAGAUGCUAGGUAUUUGGCAGGAAAAGAGUUGUUAAGGAAAUAUACUUCACUAAAUACCUUUAGGGAGACCGAUAUGUUUAAAGUGUUACGUGACAAAGACUCUGGCAUCUGUAGAACUUGCGAAAAUGAUUUUCCUACUCAGGGAAGUCAAGUGUCUACUCUCAGUUCUGAUCGGCCUAGCAUUCAUUGGUUUACUGCUACUCCAGAUCCUUCAAUAUCUGUUUUCAAACCUUUCAUUUUUACAAAGAAUGCCAUUAUUUCAAAACAUACAGUGUGUCCAGACAACACUAGUCCCCACAUAUUGUAUGCUCUUCACUUGAAGGCAAAUACAGAAAGCAACCAAGUACAGGAACUUCUUCAAAAUAUGGAAACAAAUUGUGUCAGAGAAUUGGAUCAGGUCAUAGAGAAUGUUGGCGAAGAUCUUUCAGAAUUUGAUGAAUUGCUUAAAGAUUGUGUAGAAACUGAAGUUAAAUUCUACCGUUAAGGAAAAAUAAUAUCUUGCUAUGUGGUGUGGUAUGGUAUUGCUUACGCUUACUUGACGGUAAAAUAAGUUGGUGAUUUUUUAAGUAAAAACUUGCAUGCCUAGUAUGUGAAGAUUGUUCAUCAUUUUUGAAUGCACUGAUUUAAAAGUUGCCUUGAUUAUUUGGUUACCAAAUUUAUAUAUGGAAUUACUGACUACUGUCUGUAAUAUGCUUUAUCAAGAAAAUCAGUAUUUAAAUUGAUAUUAACAUUCCAACUUUACAAUAUCCACUUUAAGGCUGAAUAUAACUUAUUUUUUAUUGGAAAUGAGCGCUUUUUAAUUUUAUAGUUUUAUAUAAAUUGUGAUCAAGUUGAAUAGGAAGUGUCUUUUCUAGUAACAUAAUGUGUAUAUUAGGAGCCUUCUAUAAAUAGGCUAUUUUUGACUGGGGCAAAAAUAUUGUUUCAUUUGUUAGUAUUCUCAUGGCUUAUGAGUUUUGCAUGUGAUUUAUAUAUUAAUAGUGAAAUUCCCAAAGAAAUUGACUCUGCUACCAAUCUGCUGAGAUUUAAUUAUACGUUCAUAUGGAGAAAAAAUAAUUUUUGCUUAUGCUUCUCUUAGAUUGUUCUAAGAGAUGACAUAGAAUCCCUCCCCCAGAACACGGGAAUCGGAAGAAGUUACAAAUUUUAUGAUUACAUUUUAGUGUUACUUUUGCGCUAAUAAAUUUUUAAUAAAAACUCUCCAAUUUGAGAAGGAAAUAGCACGCACCAGUCUGUAAGAGAUUACUUUGAUAAAUGUGAUGAUAUGAACGUUAUUGUUAUAUAAUCUUUGGGGUGUAAAGAUUCCUCCCGCCCUUCAAUUAUGCAAUUUCAUUUUACCUUCUAGUGUGUUUCAAAACAUUAGUUAAGUUUCAACUCUUUUUGUUUUUUAAUUACCAUAAAAUAAUUCUUUUUUUAUAUAUAUAUUUUUGCAUAUAGCUGACUACCUUUCUAGCCAAAGCUGGUAUAGCUAUUCAACUAUUUUUUUUUGUCAAUAAAAAUUUGAGUUUUCUUUUUUACUGCAUGUGGCUGUAUAGAAAACGCAAAAGUCAAGGAAACUAUCCCUUUCAAUAACUUAGAUUCUAACCUCAAACUGAUAAGUAACUAAUAGUCUUCACAGCAGCAAACACACUCAGUAGUAUUUAUAGGAAGAAUUUUUCUGUUCAAAUAUUUCUUCCUAUGCUUUUAUUGCGGCACCCGCCGAGAAAUUUAAAUGGUAACGAAACCAAGUUUAACGUAUUAUAUUAACUAUUUUAGAACAUCACUGAAGAAAAUGUAAAUUUUUAAUUGCUGUUCAUAUUUUCACAAAUGUCGGAUAUAUUUAAAAGUGCCCACUUUUUGUGGGUUUCUUAAAAACCACUAAGUGUGUGGGGAUAUUUUAAUAUCUCUAUAAGCUUCAUGUCAACACUGAAUGAGAUAAUUCCAUGGCACAUUUUUUGACUAAUUAUUAAAAUAUUUUUAAUGUAACUAUUUUUUAGCAAAUGAACGAUUAUUUUGUUUUCUAUUUUUUCUGUAUUGCCUGUUGAAGUUGUAUAUUUACUUUUUUUUAUAGAUUCUUCAAGUCAAUGAAGUGACUAGUAUUAUUGAUUUUUUUUUGCAACAGUUUAAAUACAAUAACAUAUCCUCUAUUUCUUAAUUAAAGUAGCGAUUGGCUUAAAAAGAAACUCUUCUAUCGCGAAACCAAAAGAUUAGCGUUUGUUUGUAUUAAUCAAAGUAAUAUUCAGCACAUAUAUCAAAAAUGUCCAAGGAGUCCAUGUGCAUAGGUUUAUAUAUGGCGCAUAAUUUCCCUGUACUAAUAUCAUAAACUUAAACUGUCACUUUGCCAAAGCUAUUUUUAAUUAUUGUUUGCAGUUUGCUAAAUAAAGGAUAUCUUCAACAAAACUGUCUUUUAG
Molecule: messenger RNA, 3225 nt
Organism: Cylas formicarius (sweet potato weevil)
Lineage: Eukaryota; Metazoa; Arthropoda; Insecta; Coleoptera; Brentidae
Product: secernin-3
Exons: 8
Coding region: 138-1325 (395 amino acids)
Biological process (GO): proteolysis
Molecular function (GO): cysteine-type exopeptidase activity; dipeptidase activity
Source: RefSeq, a predicted model, not a curated record